AUGGUCAUCGUCGGGGAUGGCUUCCAUAAUUUCGCUGACGGAAUUGCUAUUGGGUCAGCCUUCUCAAGCAGCCUUCAAGAUGGACUGAGUACUUCCAUCGCCGUCUUCUGUCAUGAGUUGCCUCAUGAACUGGGCGACUUUGCCAUGCUUUUGAGUGCAGGGAUGUCCAGUAAGCAGGCCCUGGUCUACAACAUCGUGUCCUCCAUCCUAUGUUUCAUCGGCAUGUGUGUUGGAGUCUCAGUGGGCAACAUCGUCCAAACAACACCCUGGAUAUUUAUGCUGGUCGCUGGGAUGUUCAUGUACAUCGCACUCGUUGAUAUGCUGCCUGAAAUGAAGUCUGUCGCUCCUAAAAAGGGUGAGCACCCAUUCCUCCAUCUAAGUCUUCAAGUCUGUGGUAUGCUGUUGGGAGCCUCUAUAAUGCUUGUCAUUGCUCUCUAUGAAGAUAAAAUUAGUGUUGGGUGA
Helobdella robusta is the source of this 462-nucleotide messenger RNA. RefSeq lists its product as hypothetical. The record is from RefSeq and is a predicted model, not a curated record. Gene Ontology annotation, cellular component: membrane. The transcript has 4 exons. Bases 1 to 462 code for a protein of 153 amino acids. Gene Ontology annotation, molecular function: zinc ion transmembrane transporter activity. NCBI's taxonomy places the organism in Eukaryota, Metazoa, Annelida, Clitellata, Rhynchobdellida, Glossiphoniidae. Gene Ontology annotation, biological process: zinc ion import across plasma membrane; intracellular zinc ion homeostasis.